This is a messenger RNA of Eutrema salsugineum, 1575 nucleotides long. RefSeq names its product dof zinc finger protein DOF3.7. The record is from RefSeq and is a predicted model, not a curated record. Gene Ontology annotation, biological process: regulation of DNA-templated transcription. NCBI's taxonomy places the organism in Eukaryota, Viridiplantae, Streptophyta, Magnoliopsida, Brassicales, Brassicaceae. The coding region runs from base 155 to 1147 and encodes 330 amino acids. Gene Ontology annotation, molecular function: DNA binding; DNA-binding transcription factor activity. The transcript is spliced from 2 exons.
UCAUCCAUAAAGUGAAAGCUAACGCAUAGAGCCAUAUCGUCCCAAAAAAGAAGAAAUUUUCCGAAAAAAGCUCUCCAAAACAUUCUCUCUUUGCUCUUUACCCUCUCUUUCUCUCUAGAUCUCUCUCUCUCCGCCUUUCUAUUUGUCAAAGUUCAUGGAUGCUACGAAAUGGACGCAGGGGUUUCAAGAAAUGAUAAACGUAAAACCAAUCGAGCAAAUGAUUUCGGACACAACCAACAACACAUCGCAACAACAACAACAAACAUUCAUCGCCACCACAACAAGGCCAAAUGCUACCGCAUCCAACGGCGGAUCUGGCGCCGGAAAUAACAAUAACACGGCUACUACGAUGGAAAGUAGAAAGGCGAGACCACAAGAGAAAGUAAACUGCCCAAGAUGUAACUCAACGAACACAAAGUUCUGUUAUUACAACAACUACAGUCUCACGCAACCAAGAUACUUCUGCAAAGGUUGUCGAAGGUACUGGACCGAAGGUGGCUCUCUUCGUAAUGUCCCUGUCGGAGGCAGCUCAAGAAAGAACAAGAGAUCCUCAACACAUUUAGCUUCACCUUCCAAUCCGAAACUUCCAGAUCUGAACCCACCGAUUCUUUUCUCAAGCCAAAUCCCGAAUAAGUCGUCAAAAGAUCUCAACUUGUUGUCUUUCCCGGUCAUGCAAGAUCAUCAUCAUCAUCAUGGUAUGUCUCAGUUUAUUCAUAUGCCCAAGAUCGAGAACAAUAAUACUUCAUCCUCAAUAUAUGCUUCAUUAUCUCCUGUCUCAGCUCUCGAGCUUCUAAGAUCCAAUGGAAUCUCUUCAAGAGGCAUGAACACGUUCUUGCCUGGUCAAAUGAUGGAUUCAAACUCAGUCCUUUACUCAUCUUUAGGGUUUCCAGCAAUGGCUGAUUACAAACAGAGUAACAAUAACCUUUCGUUCUCCAUCGAUCAUCAUCAAGGGAUUGGACAUAACACCAUCAACAGUAACCAAAGCGCUGACGAUAGUAAUCAUGCUGAUGGCAUGAAUGGGGCAAGUAGAGUUUUGUUCCCUUUUUCAGACAUGAAAGAGCUUUCAAGCACAACCCAAGAGAAGAGCCAUGGUAAUAAUACAUAUUGGAGUGGGAUGUUCAGUAAUACAGGAGGAUAUUCGUGGUGAAAAAAAAGGGUUAAGAAGAGAUCAUGAACUUAUUAGCUUUUCUUCUCUCUUUUCACUUUUUUUACCUUCUUAUUUUAUUAUAUUUUUGCUUUGAUGAUCUUUUGUUUUUUCUCACAUGGGGUACUUUAGUUAAAGUUGUCAGAACUUAGUUUACAGAUUGUCUUUUUAUUCCAUCUUUUCGGGUUUUUUAAAAUAGAUAUAUUUUCAUAAUUGGGUUUGAUGGUAGUUUAUAAUUUUUUUUUAGUAUCAUAAGGGUCUUUGCUCAUGAGGAAUGGUGAGGGAUAUGAAGGUAGAAGAAUAAGUGAAUACGAGGGCUUUGUCUGUAAUCAAUGAGAUCUGUAUUCAUCAUUUCUUCUAUUUGUAUGAACACGAGGGCUUUGUCUGUAAUCAAUGAGAUCUGUAUUCAUCAUUUCUUCUAUUUGUAUAAG